Molecule: messenger RNA, 2152 nt
Organism: Corylus avellana
Lineage: Eukaryota; Viridiplantae; Streptophyta; Magnoliopsida; Fagales; Betulaceae
Product: transcription factor ICE1
Biological process (GO): regulation of DNA-templated transcription
Cellular component (GO): nucleus
Molecular function (GO): sequence-specific DNA binding; protein dimerization activity; DNA-binding transcription factor activity
Source: RefSeq, a predicted model, not a curated record
UGUAACGUUCGAGGGUUGCGUGUCGCGAAAACACAGCAUUGUCUGAAAAUCAAAUCAUAUGUACAAAAAGGCAAACCCCUUUUCUUUUUGAAACGUAUUCAGGCUCUGCCCCUUUCCAUUUCUCUGCUUUAACUCCCAUCACCAUUCCACCCCCUCAUUUUCCUUCACUCUCCCGAGAAAAAAUCCUAAGCAGAGAUGCUGUCCAGAGCAAACGGCAUCCUGUGGAUGGAUGAGAGAGAGGACCAAGACUCUCCUUCCUGGGCUAGAACCAACAAUGAUACGAUUACGAACACCAACAACAAUUGUGGUGUGGUGGAGAACAACAAGGACGAGAUGGGUUCGCUCUCAACCUUCAAAUCCAUGCUGGAAAUCGAAGACGAGUGGUAUAGUAUGGCAAAUAAUACCAUCCAAAACCACACUGAUAUCAGAGACUUAACUUUCUCUCCCAACCUGGCUGACCAGCCAGAAAGCCUUUUGCUGAACCCAGUGGACUCGUCCUCUUCCUGUUCCCCAUCUUCCACUGUUUUCGCCAACCUGGACCCGUCUCAGGUACACUACUUUUUGCCUCCCAAACCCACCUUGUCUUCGCUCAUCAACGGCCUCCCUAGCAACCCUUUAGAGCACGGAUUCGAUUUGGGGUGCGAGGUGGGCUUUCUUGAAGCCCAAGCUUCCAAUGCUUCCUCUUUGCUGAACAGAGGAGGUGGGGUUUUGAGCAACUUCACUGACUUGAGCUCGAAUUCUCAGAUGAACACUCCGAAUUUAUGUUCGGAUCCCCAAUUCCCGACCACCCGCCUGCUCAAUAUGCCCGAAACGGGUCCCGGGUUUGUUGGGUUUAAGGGUUUCGAUGAGGGUUCUGGGAAUGCUCUGUUCAUGAACAGGUCUAAGCUUCUGAGACCCCUCGACUCUUUCCCUUCAAUUGGCGCGCAGCCCACUCUUUUUCAAAAGAGAGCGGCUCUGAGGAAAAAUUUAGCCGAUAGUGGGGGCAAUUUGGCGAUUACGAAUGGCGUUGAAGGGGACAAGGGGAAGAGGGAAAUGGGGGAAGAGAAUGAGAGGAAGAGGAAAUUGUGCAGUGUGGAUGAUGUGGAAGAUUUAAGCUUUGAUGGGUCGGGUUUGAAUUACGAUUCGGAUGAUUUCACCGAGAACGAUAAGGCGGAAGCGAGUGCCAAGAACAAUGGUGGAAAUAGCUCCAAUGCGAUUAGUAAUGUUACCGGUGGUGGAGGAGAGCAGAAGGGGAAGAAGAAGGGGCUGCCUGCUAAAAAUUUGAUGGCUGAGAGGCGCCGCCGGAAGAAGCUCAAUGAUAGGCUCUACAUGCUGAGGUCCGUGGUUCCGAAGAUUAGCAAAAUGGAUAGGGCUUCAAUCCUUGGGGAUGCCAUUGAGUACUUGAAGGAACUUCUGCAGAGGAUCAAUGACCUCCAUAAUGAAUUGGAGUCAACCCCUCCUGGCUCUUCAUUGACGCCUACCACAAGCUUCCACCCUUUGACACCCACUCCACCUACACUACCCAGCCGUAUCAAGGAUGAGCUUUGCCCGAGCUCAUUGCCCAGCCCAAAUGGCCAAGCUGCAAGGGUGGAAGUUAGGGUCCGAGAGGGAAGAGCUGUAAACAUCCACAUGUUUUGUGGCCGCAGACCUGGUCUCUUGCUGUCCACCAUGAGGGCUCUGGAUAAUCUUGGGUUAGACAUCCAACAAGCUGUGAUAAGCUGUUUCAAUGGUUUUGCUAUGGAUAUAUUUCGAGCUGAGCAAUGCAAGGAAGGGCAGGACGUCCAUCCGGAGCAAAUCAGAGCAGUACUUUUGGACUCAGCUGGCCUCCAUGGGGUGAUGUAAUAAUGUAGGUGGCAAAUUACAAAAUGAAGUUGUUUUUCUAAGAAAGCGAAUCCCCCAGCAAAUGUAAUUUUGAAUUUCAUUUCCCAUUAGUUUAAUUAACUCCUACCUGAGGGCUAACUAGGAGAUUAGCCUGUAUCAGCAUUUCAGCAGGAAAUUAGCCCUCAAUCGCUGGCACCUUCAUUGACUGAAAAUCUGUAGCCAGCAGCCUUUCUCAUCAUUGAAAUAAUGUCCCCUUGUUUACUUAAAACACCAGGUGACAUUUGGGAAUCGGCUCAUAUGCCAUGUUAAUGGGCUCAAGAACAAUGACAGUGCAAGCAACUGUUUUGUUUCA